Molecule: messenger RNA, 939 nt
Organism: Haemonchus placei
Lineage: Eukaryota; Metazoa; Nematoda; Chromadorea; Rhabditida; Trichostrongylidae
Source: the annotation of a GenBank genome assembly
AUGUGUUUAUUAACAGGCUAUGAAAUGCCCAUGGUUGGUUUGGGUACAUGGCAAAGCCAGCCUGGAGAGGUUUGUAAAGCUGUAGAAGUAGCGCUGAAUGCUGGCUAUAAUCUCAUCGAUUGCGCAUGGAUAUACGGUAAUCAGGCAGAGAUAGGUGAAACACUGAAGAAGUUGUUUUCCACCACUCAUAAGAGAGAAGAUAUUUUCAUCACGUCAAAGGUAUGGAAUACAUUCCAUUCGGCUUCUGCCUGUAAGGAGCACGUCAAGGAAAUCUUGAAUCAGUUGCAACUGGAUUACAUUGAUCUGAUGCUGAUUCAUUGGCCUCAUGGCUACGAGGAAGGUGGAGAGCCAUUCCCCAAGAGGGAAGACUGCGAAAAGAUGAAAUACUCGGAUGUUGACUAUCUGACUACUUGGAAAGUUCUGGAGGAUUUUGUGAAGGAGGGAAAGAUUCGUAGCAUUGGUGUAUCGAAUUUCAAUCAUAAGCAAAUCGAAAGGAUAAUCGCUAACGGUACUGUGAAGCCAGCUGUGUUGCAGGUCGAACUUCAUCCGUAUUUCCAACAAAAGAAAUUGAGAGAGUUUUGUAAAGAACAUGGUAUCGCAGUGACCGCGUACAGCUCUCUCUCCAAUCCUGGUUCGGCGUUUUUCCGUAAAGAUGGCGAUCCCAAUCUUCUGACGGAUCCAGUCAUCAAAAGGAUUGCCAGUGCUCAUAAUAAAACGCCAGCACAGAUAGCUCUUCGUUGGGCCGUGCAGCUGAAUGUGCUCGUCAUUCCUAAAUCGACAUCCGAAGCACGUAUCAAAGAGAAUGCGGCACUGUUCGACUUCAAGCUGACGGACGACGAAAUGAAGGAAAUCGAAGGCUUGGAUCGCGGUUGGCGAAUUCUCGAUCUCACCGCUCGCGAUGGUGAUCACCCUUACUUCCCAUUCUUGGAGGAAUUCUAA